CCUUUCCAGCAUGGAGAGGACACGUAUAUUGGCACCAGUUCACACAGACACUCAUGGUUCCCUAUCUGGAAGCAGGAACGUACUUCUACAUAAAUACAACAACCAGCUAGAUCAGAACGUAUCUUUCUAACUAUUUAUUCUUCCAUUUAUUCAUCCCAUCUCCCAUGGUUGUCAGAAGCUGGGGCUAACAGAAGGAGCUCACCCUAUUCCCCGGAUUCAAACCACCAACCUUUUGGUCAGCAAGUUCAGCAGCCCACUGCGUCACCAGGGGCUCCAUUUCGUAAGAUGGAACUAUAGAAUCAAGCUUUGCUUAAACCUUUUGAAUCUGCUCAUCAUUGUGUUCUGAAGAUAAUGGUUUUUUUCUGGCCAUUUUGGUUCGCUGUCUUUACCGCCUCCAGAUGUACGACUUAUUUCACAAAGAAUCUUCUCCUCGCUUGAAACUUUCAAGGCUGGAAAGAUACAUUUCAGAGGAAGAUGGGCAAAGAUGGCUUGACCAUCUGGUUUCGCUACUGAGCAAAAUGAGUUAGACAGAAAUUCUAAAACACUGGGGAGAAAAGAGUGAGACCACAAUCUGCUCAACCCACUUGGGUUUAUAAAGCCGACGCAAGACUGAUGAAGGUCUUCCAGAGGUUAUCCAAGAUGCGGCUAUUUCUGAAGGACGUUGACUUACGGAUAGCCGAGCCACCCUUUACCAGAUGGCAACCCAUGUGGCAAAGCGCAAGCGCCAGAGGGGAGAAAUUCCAGGCCUAAUGGGGACAUGGGAGUUCAACCUUUCUUUGUCCCGUCAAAUGGGAAGAAAAAGGGAGAAAAUAGGCCCAAAUAUCCUUUAAAAAUAUAAGAAAUUCCUUUUAGACAAAUAUUAUGGCAUGACAUUUAUGAGGGACAACCAAUUACUUGUAGACAAAUAUUGUGCAAUGACAUUUAUGGAAAGAAGCACAUUUUGCAUUCAAGGGUUUUGGAUAGAUUAGUAGGUAAACGUAAAUGUUUCCCUUGACAUUAAGUCUAGUCGUGUCCGACUCUGGGGGUUGGUGGUAAUCUCCAUUUCUAAGCCCAAGAGCCGGUGUUGUCCGUAGACACCUCCAAGGUCAUGUGGCUGGCAUGACUGCAUGGAGCGCCGUUACCUUCCUGCCAGAGCAGUACCUAUUAAUAGUAAUAAUAUCAAAAAAUCAAGAUGGAAAAAUCAGCUGAUGACCCAAAAUGCAGACUCUACAAGGAAACCGAAGAAACCAUUGAUCAAGGAAAGUUCCUUGACAAAAUUGAAGGAAAAGCUGAUAAAGAGAAGACCUGGUUCUGGCUCACGAAUGGGACCCUGAAGAAGGAGACAGAAGGCCUGAUCCUUGCAGCCCAGGAGCAAGACAUCAGGACAAAGGCAAUUCAGGCCAAGAUCGAAAAAUCAGCUGAUGACCAAAAAUGCAGACUCUGCAAGGAAACCGACGAAACCAUUGAUCAUAUCCUCAGCUGCUGUAAGAAAAUUGCACAGACAGACUCCAAACAGAGGCACAACUAUGUGGCCCAAAUGAUUCAUUGGAACUUAUGUCUCAAGUACCGCAGUGAUGUUGACCGGCUCUAUCUGCCUAGAAGAUCAGGGGGCAGAGGACUCUUACAAGUAAAACAAGCAGUCAAAGAAGAAGAACAUGCCCUGGCAGAAUAUUCAAAGCAAAGUGAAGAACCUGGUUUGAUUGAAGUCAAAAAUCAGAAACUCCUCAAAGCACAGCAGACAAAAAACCAGUACAUGAAAACCGCACUACAAACUAGAGCUGACAGCUGGCACAACAAAACAUUGCAUGGAAAGUUCCUUGACAAAAUGGAAGGAAAAGCUGAUAAGGAGAAGACCUGGCUCUGGCUCACGAAUGGGACCCUGAAGAAGGAGACAGAAGGCCUGAUCCUUGCAGCCCAGGAGCAAGCCAUCAGGACAAAGGCAAUUCAGGCCAAGAUCGAAAAAUCAGCUGAUGACCCAAAAUGCAGACUGUGCAAGGAAACCGACGAAACCAUUGAUCAUAUCCUCAGCUGCUAUAAGAAAAUCGCACAGACAGACUACAAGCAGAGGCACAACUAUGUGGCCCAAAUGAUUCAUUGGAACUUAUGCCUCAAGUACCACCUGCCAGCAACAAAGAACUGGUGGGAUCAUAAACCUGCAAAAGUGUUGAAAACUGAGCACGCAAAGAUACUGUGGGACCUCCGAAUGCAAACUGACAAAGUUCUGGAACACAACACACCAGACAUCACAGUUGUGGAAAAGAAAAAGGUUUGGAUCAUUGAUGUCGCCAUCCCAGGUGACAGUCGCAUUGACGAAAAACAACAGGAAAAACUCAGCCGCUAUCAGGACCUCAAGAUUGAACUUCAAAGACUCUGGCAGAAACCAGUGCAGGUGGUCCCGGUGGUGGUUGGCACACUGGGUGCCGUGCCAAAAGAUCUCAGCCGGCAUUUGGAAACAAUAGGCAUUGACAAAAUUACAAUCUGCCAGCUGCAAAAGGCCACCCGAUUGGGAUCUGCGCGCAUCAUCUGAAAAUACAUCACACAGUCCUAGACACUUGGGAAGUGUUCAACUUGUGAUUUUGUGAUACGAAAUCCAGCAUGUCUAUAUUGUUUGCUGUGUCAUGAUAAAAUAAUAAUAAUAAUAAUAAUAAUAAUAAUAAUAAUAAUAAUAAUAAUAAUAAUAAUAAUAGUCAUAGACACUUGGGAAGUGUUUGACUUGUGAUUUUGUGAUAAGUAAUCCAGCAUCUCUAUCUUGUUUGCUGUGUCAUACAAUAAUAAUAACAAUAAUAAAAAUAAUAAUAAUAAUAGUCAUAGACACUUGAGAAGUGUUCGACUUGUGAUUUUGUGAUACGAAAUUCAGCAUGUCUAUCUUGUUUGCUGUGUCAUAAUCAAAUAAUAAUAAUAAUAAUAAUAAUAAUAAUAAUCAUGACAACAACAACAACAACAACAACUUGGGAAGUGUUCGACUUGUGAUUUUGUGAAACGAAAUCCAGCAUAUCUAUCUUGUUUGCUGUGUCAUAAUAAAAUAUUAUUAUUAUUAUUAAGUUUAUUUAUAUCCCGCCUCCAUCUCCCCCACAGAAAUAUCAAAUAAAAACAAUAAAAAUAUACAAUACAUCAAUAGAGAAAAAACAUGCACCAAUGAUAAAAUCUAAACAUUAACCUAUGAAAUAAAAACAUGCUUAAAAAACAUAGAAUUAAAACCAGCGAGGUUACAGUAAUAGAUAAGCUAAAGUGCGCAUUAAAAGAUGGAAAAAAAAUCCUUUAAAAAAAUCCUUUUUUUUGCCUGUAAAUCCUGGCCAAAUUCCAAUACAACCCGAGGAGACC
This is a messenger RNA of Anolis carolinensis (green anole), 3300 nucleotides long. RefSeq lists its product as uncharacterized. NCBI's taxonomy places the organism in Eukaryota, Metazoa, Chordata, Lepidosauria, Squamata, Anolidae. The coding region runs from base 1172 to 2506 and encodes 444 amino acids. The transcript is spliced from 4 exons. The record is from RefSeq and is a predicted model, not a curated record.